Molecule: messenger RNA, 1332 nt
Organism: Ectocarpus siliculosus
Lineage: Eukaryota; Phaeophyceae; Ectocarpales; Ectocarpaceae
Source: the annotation of a GenBank genome assembly
AUGGCAGAGCCCCAGCCACCGGCGGCGGCAGGGGAGGCGGCGGGGGACGGGGCCGCGGGCUCGGCGGCGGCGGCGGAGGCGGCGGGAGCGGCGGCGGAGGGAGCGGGAGGCGGGGGCGAGGAGGAUGGCUUCAUCGACGCCGGAGACGUGACCUACACGCCCUACCGCCCGGCCAAAGUCAGGAUAGGGAAACCCCCCCCGGACCCCGUGGUCGAGAACACGUCGCUGGCCGCGGUGCCCCCCCCUGACGUCACGUACGAGUCGCACCUCCCGCCGUCCUCCCUGGAGCAGCUGAGCGAAGUCCAGAUGGAGAGCGUCAUGUACGCCGGGCAGCAGUUCAGCAAGCCUCACCUCAAGAACGGGGAGCGUGCGGGUUUCAUGAUCGGUGACGGGGCCGGCGUCGGCAAGGGGAGGCAGCUCGCGGGAAUCAUCAUGGACGCGUGGAUGCAGGGGCACAAGCGCCACAUCUGGUUCAGCAUAUCGCCAGACCUGCUCCACGACACCAAAAGAGACUUGAAGGACAUCAAGCCCGGCAAGAAGAACCGGCCGAAGGUUUACAACCUCUCGGACCUGGCCUACGACGACAAUCUGUCCGUGGGAGACGGGGUGAUAUUUUGCACCUACAAGAGCCUCACCUUGGUCAGCGAGAGCACGUCGGGCCAUGGGACUGUGGCUCGACUCGGCCAGCUCACGCGGUGGCUCGGGGGCCGCGAUGCCGAGGGGUGCAUCGUCUUCGACGAGGCACAUAAGGCGAAGAACCUGUACUUGGCCAGUAAGCCCACGUUAACCGGGAAGAAGGUGAAGGAGAUACAGGACCGUUGCCCCAACGCGAGGGUGGUGUACUGCUCGGCGACGCCCUGCUCUGAGCCGAUGAACAUGGGCUACAUGACCAGGCUGGGGCUGUGGGGGGACGGGACGCGAUUCGAAGACUUCCCCGACUUCCUGAAGGACAUCGACGAAAGGGGUGUUGGUGCGAUGGAGCUUGUGGCGAUGCAGCUCAAGGCGGAAGGCAUGCUCCUCAGCCGCUCCCUGAGCUUCCAGGGCUGCGAGUUUAGCCUCGUCCCUCUCGUCAAUAGCAAGUUCCAGAUCGAUUCCUACAACGCGGCGGUGAAGACGUGGCAGCUUCUGUGGCAGGUUCUCAACGACGCCGUGGGGGAGGACACCCUGUAUACCCUCGUCGAACCCGCCAGCGAGGAAGAGAAAGCCGAAAAGGACCACCCUGCUGCGCCGCACGUUGACACCUCUGCGAGACCGCGGGUGGUCCGAUGCCGUUUCGUGCUUGGAGCGGUGUGUAUCGAGCACCGGGCACACGCCAACCGAAACCAACCGUAG